AUGGACUCACAUCUUCGAUAUUUUAAACAAGGAUAUGAACUAUUGCAUCAAAUGGAACCAUAUAUUAAUCAGAAAGUUGAUGGCAAUAAUAUGUGUGCUGACUGUGGUGCUUUAGAACCUGAUUGGGCAUCAUUAAACCUUGGCGCACUUCUAUGCAUAGAGUGUUCUGGGGUGCACAGAAAUCUUGGAGUGCAUAUAUCAAAGGUUAGAUCUCUGACACUUGAUGUCAGAGUUUGGGAGCCAUCUGUAAUCAAUCUCUUUCAGUCAUUAGGCAACAUGUUUGUCAACAGUAUUUGGGAAGAGAUGCUGUCAGAUGAUAAUUCAAGUGCUGAUGGAUCAGACACAUCACAGUACCUCUCUGUUAGCAAGCCUAAUCUCUUUAUGAGAAUUUUGGUUUAUUUUGUUUGAUUCCGGCUCUCAUCAAGUGACUCCUC
This is a messenger RNA of Zea mays, 434 nucleotides long. Its product is annotated as ADP-ribosylation factor GTPase-activating protein AGD1-like. Gene Ontology annotation, molecular function: GTPase activator activity. NCBI's taxonomy places the organism in Eukaryota, Viridiplantae, Streptophyta, Magnoliopsida, Poales, Poaceae. The record is from RefSeq and is a predicted model, not a curated record. The transcript is spliced from 5 exons. Bases 1 to 408 code for a protein of 135 amino acids.